Molecule: messenger RNA, 402 nt
Organism: Myodes glareolus (Bank vole)
Lineage: Eukaryota; Metazoa; Chordata; Mammalia; Rodentia; Cricetidae
Source: RefSeq, a predicted model, not a curated record
AUGAGGACGCUCACUCUACUCAUGGUCUUCUUCCUAUUGGCCAUCCAGAUCCAGGCAGAACCUCUCCAGGCCCAGGCUGAUCCUCUCCCAGAAGCAGCUGAGGAGACUAAAACUGAUGAGCAGCCAGGGGUAGAGGACGAGGAUGUGUCCAUCUCCUUUGGGGAUCCAGAAGACUCUGCUCUUCAAGAUGGAGCCUCAAGAAAGUCCCCAUUUUGCGCCUGUAGAAGGCUAUGCAGACCACAUGAACGUGUCCGUGCAAAGUGCAAAGGCAAUAAACUACUCUGCUGCAGAUGAGACGAGAGACAAGAUCACCACGUGCUCUGAGACCUCAUGAUCUGUCAUUGCCCUUGUACUCAGCCCCAAUUGUUUUCUUCUCAAAUAAAAUUUCUUGCAUACAAACAA